Molecule: messenger RNA, 1005 nt
Organism: Dermacentor andersoni
Lineage: Eukaryota; Metazoa; Arthropoda; Arachnida; Ixodida; Ixodidae
Source: RefSeq, a predicted model, not a curated record
AUGUCGAGUAACCCUUUCGUCUUCCUGAUGCAGGUGAGAAAACAUUUUGGCAAAUGUCACAAAAGUAACGGCAUCUUUCUUGUGGUGCUGCCGUGCCCAGGCAAAUGCAACCUGGAGUGCAGUCUUGCACUCCAGGUUGAUGAUCUCGAAAAUAGAAGCAGAAGAUCAAACUUAAUCUUUUAUGGCAUUCCGGAAGUAGAAAAUGAGAGACCUGACGACCUCAAAAGAACAAUCUCUGAUAAAAUCAUCAAGGGUACCAUCGGUGUCACGGUGUCGGGAAUCGAGAGAAUGCACCGCCUAGGUACUAAAGCAGAAAAUAAAACGCAACCUGUUAUCCUCAAGUUGCAAUGUUUCGAGGACAAGGUGAACAUAUUAAAGAACUGUGCCAAGCUAAAGAAUUCCAACAUAUCUGUGGGUGAAGACUUUUCUAUCCGUGUGCGUAACAUCCGAAAAGAACUUUGGAACAGCAGCAAGAGCAACCGAGAUAGGGGCGAAAAAGUUACACUUGUGUACGACAAGAUUAAAAUCAAUGGCCAGGUUUACGUCUGGGACGAACAUAAAGGAGCCCGAGUGCCCGUGGGAAAGAAACCUGCCGUCCCAAAGAAAAAAAAACUGACUAAACAUGAAACGCCCUCCAGCCUAGUGAUAGUGAACAUAAAUGCCCGAAGUGUUGUGAACGAAAGCACAGAAUUUGAGGCAUUUAUUAUAGAACAUAGACCAGAUAUUUUAACAAUAACCGAAACAUGGCUUUCUCCUGAUGUUUCAAGCAGUGAUAUCUUCCCUCCGGGUUAUACUGUCAUGCGCAAAGAUAGGUCCUCUCGCGGGGGUGGCGUAGCAAUUUUGAUAAGGGAAAAUAUUUACGUCACACCUAUGCCUGAAAUGGUUGAUGCUGAAGCACUUUGGUGCAAAAUCAUGACAGAUCUAUCCUCCCUUUUUUUAGGCACCAUGUACCGGCCCCCGGAUACUUUCUAUGAUAUGCUACACGUGCUAGCAAAUUAUAUGUAA